Molecule: messenger RNA, 1014 nt
Organism: Mirounga angustirostris (Northern elephant seal)
Lineage: Eukaryota; Metazoa; Chordata; Mammalia; Carnivora; Phocidae
Product: olfactory receptor 10J4-like
Biological process (GO): detection of chemical stimulus involved in sensory perception of smell; G protein-coupled receptor signaling pathway
Cellular component (GO): plasma membrane
Molecular function (GO): G protein-coupled receptor activity; olfactory receptor activity
Source: RefSeq, a predicted model, not a curated record
AUGAGGACCCUGGACCAGCCUCCUGUUUCCAGCCUAGAUGUUCAACCUUCCCGCUUCAUCUCUUUCAGACCCAGAUUCUCCUUGACGCCAAGACCCAACUUCACUGCUGUGACAGAGUUCACCUUUGAAGGCUUUUCCAUUUUUGGGUGGCAGCACAGACUCAUCCUCUUUGUGGUCUUUUUGGUCUUGUACCUGUUGACCCUCACGAGCAAUGCCAUCAUCUUGAUGGUUAUCCGCCUCAACCGUCAGCUUCACACACCCAUGUACUUCUUCCUGAGUGUCCUGUCCGUUUCUGAGACCUGUUACACCAUGGCCAUCAUCCCCCAGAUAUUGUCCAGUCUCCUGAGCCCCCAACAAGCCAUCUCCGUUCCAGACUGUGCCACUCAGCUCUUCUUCUAGCUCACCUUCGGCAUCAACAACUGCUUCCUGCUCACGGCCAUGGGGUACGACCGCUAUGUGGCCAUCUGCAACCCCCUACGGUACUCGGUCAUGGGCAAAAAGACCUGUAUACAGUUGGCAGGUGGAUCCUGGAGCAUUGGCCUGAGCACAGCCAUCAUUGAGGUGUCUUCUGUGUUCAGCCUGCCCUUCUAUGAAGCCAACAUCAUCUCCCACUUCUUCUGUGACAUCCAGCCCCUAAUGAAGUUGGCCUGUGCUGACACCACCAUCAAAGAAUUUAUUACUUUGCUCAUCAGUCUGUACGUGCUUGUUCUGCCCAUGGUGCUGAUUUUCAUCUAUGUCCCGACGGUCUCCACCAUCCUCAAGAUAGCAUCUGCUGAGGGCCGGAAAAAGGCUUUUGCUACCUGUGCCUCCCACCUCAUUGUGGUCAUCGUCCACUAUGGCUGUACCUCCUUCAUCUGCCUCAAACCCAAAUCCCAAAAUUCCCUGCAGGACAGACUCAUCUCCGUGACCUACAUGGUCGUCACCCCCCUACUGAGCCCUGUUGUAUACAGCCUGAGGAACAAAGAGGUCAAGGAUGUCUUGCUCAGAGCUUUAGGCAAAAAGCCCCUCUCUUAG